UCUAUAUUGACUGACAUAGCUGAACUCCUCUACCACGCAGGUGGGGAGUCUUUCUUGUGUUUAAUCCAAGAAAUUCAACGAAGACCUGAGCGGCUGAGCAGAGGGCCCACAGUGCACCUUUACCAACAUGGGGGCGGUGGUAUCCCGAUGGAGGGCCAAGCCGUCCACCGUAGAAGUUUUGGAAGGACUUGAGAAGGACAUCCAGAGCCUUGAGGAGGACCGGGAGAAGAAUCAGAAAAUGCUGAAGUUAUGGGUGUGGAGACUGAUGUUGUACUCCUGCCUCCUCUACCUGAUAUGCUGUGUAAUCGUGUAUGUUUGGUACCUGCCAGAGCAAACCAUUGGACGGCUAAUAGUAGCCUCACCCUUUUUAAUAUUCCCAGUACUAGUCUGGUUAUUGAGGAAGCUGUUGAUCGCUUUGUUUUCAAAACGGACAGAACGAAACAAUGAAAAAUUAGAGGAGCUGAAGUCACAAAAAAGAAAAAUACUCGAACAGGUUAUGGAAACCGAAACCUACAAAAAUGCUAAACUCAUCCUGGAAAGGUUCGACCCCGACUCCAAGAAAAAAGUUGAGCUGGAGGCCACACCUGGGCCACACAUGACGCCGAGACACGGCCAAGAGCUGCGUCAGAGACAUGUGACUCCACGUCCCCCGGUCGCCACGGGGACCCCGACGGCGGCGGCUCGCCCCCCCCAGGGCCCCGCCCCUCACUCCGCCCCCGGAGGGCCUCCGGAGAGGGGCCUUUCUGCCGCCGCCGCAGCCAAUCAGAGCAUCACGAGGAGGUCGGUCACGCCCACCGCUACCCCGGUGCCUGGCAUGGGAAUGCACCCUCCUGGUCCUCCGCUUGUCAGACCCAUCCUGCCUCGGGAGAGAGGUGCUAUGGACAGGGUUCUGGAAUACCUCGUUGGCGAUGGUCCACAGAACAGAUAUGCCCUCAUAUGCCAGCAGUGUGUGUCCCAUAACGGCAUGGCGUUGAAAGAGGAAUUUGAAUACGUUGCUUUCAGGUGCGCCUACUGUUACUUCCUGAAUCCCGCCAGAAAGACGCGACCCCAAGCCCCGCGCCUCCUGGAGUUCAGCGGCGAGAGGAAGACGAUGUCAGAGACGCAGGCUCCAGCUGCCGAGUCUGAGCGGCCGCCACCUGCCGCAGAGUCCACACCACCAGCCUCGCCAAUCAAAAAGGAGGCGGAGCCUGAGGAGCUGCAGCCUGAGACGGCAGAGCCGGAGGCGGAGGCGGAGCCGGAGGCAGAGGCGGAGGAGGAGGAGGAGAAAGCUGCAGCUGUGGAUCCGAGCACGCAGCUCACUGACAAAUCAGACGAGGAGCAGGAGGCGUCGGCCAUGGAGGUGGAGUAGAGCGAAUGCUGCAACAGCGUGACGUUUCACUUCACAGCGACUUUAAUGCAUUUCAGCACAAAUGACAUCUAGCGCUUCAUGACGCCGUGUGUGUGUGUGUG
Molecule: messenger RNA, 1449 nt
Organism: Chanos chanos (milkfish)
Lineage: Eukaryota; Metazoa; Chordata; Actinopteri; Gonorynchiformes; Chanidae
Gene: lnpka
Product: limb and neural patterns a
Exons: 13
Coding region: 128-1348 (406 amino acids)
Biological process (GO): endoplasmic reticulum tubular network organization
Cellular component (GO): endoplasmic reticulum tubular network
Source: RefSeq, a predicted model, not a curated record